GCAUCGACCUUGAAUAGCAUAGCAUCAACUAUACAUCAUGGCAACUGUCGAAGUAACAACCAGUUCUGUGGACUACAAGUCCAGUAGCAAGACUACUGGCUUGAAAACCGGUACCAAAGGGUUGGUAACACUCGAUACCUAUGGAAAAGAAUUCAAGGUGCCAGAUUACACCAUCAAAGACAUUUUGUCGGCAAUUCCCAAACACUGUUACGAAAGAUCUUUGGUCAGAUCAUUGGGAUAUGUUGUUCGUGAUAUUGUUAUGAUGUGUGUUAUAUCUUAUUUGGGUCACAGAUUCAUUCCCCAGGUGCAGUUGGAAGGAUAUGAAACUGCUUUCAAGUACAUCCGAGGUGGAUUAUGGUGUUUUCAAUCAUAUUUGAUGGGGUUGUUUGGCUUCGGUUUGUGGAUUUUAGCCCAUGAAUGUGGCCAUGGAGCUUUCUCUGACUACCAGAAUGUCAAUGAUUUUGUUGGAUGGGUGAUUCACAGUUAUUUGGUGGUUCCAUACUUCUCAUGGAAAUUCAGUCACUCUAAGCACCACAAAGCUACUGGUCACUUGACCAGAGACAUGGUGUUCGUUCCAUACACCAAAGAGGAGUAUGUGGAAGCACAUCAAGCCAAUAAGAUCUCUGAGAUCAUGGAGGAAUCACCUAUCUACACGUUCUUGGUGUUGGUAUUCCAGCAGUUGGGUGGUCUUCAAUUAUACUUGACCACCAACGCUACUGGACAGUCGAUCCCUGGCUACUCCAAGAUUGCCAAGUCCCACUACGCUCCAAAAUCUCCAAUCUUCGAACCCAACCAAUUUUGGUACAUUGUCUUAUCAGAUAUUGGAAUCAUUUCCACCUUCUUAGUUGUCUACCAAUGGUAUCUUUCGUUCGGGAUAUUCCACAUGGCGGUCAACUGGUUCAUGCCAUGGUUAUGGGUUAACCACUGGUUGGUGUUUGUGACUUUCUUACAGCACACCGAUCCAACAAUGCCUCAUUACAAGGAUAGCGAAUGGACAUUUGCCCGAGGAGCAGCAGCCACCAUCGACCGUGAUUUCGGAUUCAUUGGCCAACACAUUUUCCACGAUAUCAUCGAAACCCAUGUUUUGCACCACUAUGUUUCAAGAAUUCCAUUCUAUAAUGCCAGAGAUGCCACUAAAGCCAUCAGAGAAGUUAUGGGUGAUCACUACAGAUAUGACGGCACUUCCAUGUGGAUUGCCUUGUGGUCAUGCAUUAGGGCUUGUCAGUUUGUUGAUGAUGAUAACGAAAACGCCAAAGGUGUCAUGAUGUUUAGAAACGUCAACAACAUUGGUGUGAAGCCAAAGGACUAAAGGUUCAUUGGUGCAACGCCAAGCCGAUACUUUGGCUCUUAUUUAUAUUGUAUUUACAGCUCAUAUCAGAAAAGGUUACCACAGCCAACUUUAGAUCAUAUAGAAUUUUAAAUAGAUGCUUAUGUCAAUUGUUAGUAUUAUGAUGGUUCCGGUUGGUUAAAAA
This is a messenger RNA of Yamadazyma tenuis ATCC 10573, 1472 nucleotides long. It is a transcript of the gene FAD3, whose product is annotated as Fad3p. The record is from RefSeq and is a predicted model, not a curated record. Gene Ontology annotation, molecular function: oxidoreductase activity, acting on paired donors, with oxidation of a pair of donors resulting in the reduction of molecular oxygen to two molecules of water. Gene Ontology annotation, biological process: unsaturated fatty acid biosynthetic process. Lineage: Eukaryota; Fungi; Ascomycota; Pichiomycetes; Serinales; Debaryomycetaceae.